GGACCCCCCCCCCAUAACUGCUAUUGGACGCCGCGCGCAUCUUUUUAACCCCAGCGGCGCCUGACGGCGCAACACGGAAGUGAAAUGGCGGCGGCAGCGCCGGGAGGUGGCGGGUCCCAGUCCGCCGCUCAUCGCAGGUUGCGAAUCCUUUCGGGCCACUUGCGCAGCGCUUCGGAGGCCGACCUGUCAGCUAGCCAAUGCCGAGGGCGAGUAGCCGCGACGCCACCAGGAUCUCAGUCGGGCACCUUCCCCAAGAGACGGCAAGAAGUUUUAAAGUGGAAUGGAUGGGGAUACAAUGACUCAAGAUUCAUUUUGAAUAAGAAGGGGCAGGGAGAAUUCACCGGAAAAAGGUACCAAAUAGGCGGACUGAUCUUCCCACUUUUGAAAGAUUGGAUGGAGAAAACUUUUAGUGGAAAUCUGGAACAUAAAACUACUCCUAAAGCAUCCUUAAAUAUCAGUGAUGUACCUCCCUCCAUUGCAAGUGAAGAAUUUCUCCAAGACCUCCAAAAUGCUAAAAUCUCAUAUACACAGGAAGCAGAAUCUAGACUUUUUAGAGCCCAUGGACAUUGCCUACAUGAGAUUUUUUUGCUCAGGGAAGGAAUGUUUAAGAGGGUUCCUGAUGUAGUGGUAUGGCCAGAAUGCCAUGAUGAUGUAGUUAAAAUUGUGGAAAUAGCCUGCAAGCAUAAUAUUUGUAUUAUACCUUAUGGCGGAGGUACAAGCGUUACCGGUGCACUUGAGUGUCCUCCUGAUGAAAAAAGAACAAUUGUUUCACUAGACACUUCACAAAUGAACAGGAUUCACUGGAUAGAUGAGAAAAAUUUAACUGCUCAUGUUGAUGCUGGCAUUGUUGGCCAAGACUUGGAAAAACAGCUUGGUGAAAGUGGUUAUUGUACGGGUCACGAACCAGAUUCAAUGGAAUUUAGUACUCUUGGAGGAUGGGUAGCCACCCGAGCAUCAGGCAUGAAGAAAAAUAUUUAUGGAAAUAUUGAAGAUCUGGUGGUUCAUAUCAAAAUGGUAACACCCAAAGGCGUAAUCCAAAAAAGCUGUCAAGGACCACGCAUGUCAACAGGACCUGACAUUCAUCAUUUCAUUUUAGGAUCUGAAGGAAUCCUUGGAGUGAUAACAGAAGUUACAAUAAAAAUUCGACCAGUCCCUGAAUACCAAAAGUACGGCUCUGUAGUAUUUCCAAACUUUGAGAAAGGGGUGGCCUGUUUAAGAGAAAUAGCAAAGCAGCGAUGUGCUCCUGCAUCCAUUCGCCUGAUGGACAAUACACAGUUUCAGUUUGGUCAUGCUCUUAAACCACAGGUUGCAUCUAUUUUUACAUCACUACUAGAUGGACUGAAAAAAUUUUACAUCACAAAGUUCAAAGGAUUUGAUCCCAAUGUAUUAUGUGUUGCUACGUUGUUAUUUGAGGGUGACAGAGAGAAAGUCCUUCAGCACGAAAAGCAAGUUUAUGAUAUUGCUGCAAAAUUUGGCGGUCUUGCAGCUGGAGAAGACAAUGGACAGAGAGGCUAUAUGAUGACAUUUGUCAUUGCCUACCUUAGGGACCUUGGCAUGGAUUAUUAUACGAUAGGAGAAUCAUUUGAAACAUCCGUUCCUUGGGAUAGGGUUCUUGAUCUGUGCAAAAAUGUAAAGGAAAGAAUAACAAGAGAAUGCAAAGAAAAAGGUGUUCAGUUUCCACCAUUUGCUACCUGUCGGGUAACACAGAUGUAUGAUUCCGGUGCAUGUGUCUACUUCUAUUUGGGCUUUAACUACAGAGGAAUUAGUGACCCUAUUCGGGUUUAUGAAGAAAUAGAGACAGCAGCUAGAGAUGAAAUCCUUGCUAAUGGAGGAAGCUUGUCACAUCAUCAUGGAGUGGGCAAGUUACGAAAACAUUGGCUGAAAGAAUGUGUAUCUGAUGUUGGCUUUGGGAUGCUGAAAUCCAUCAAACAAUUUGUGGACCCCAAUAACAUAUUUGGGAAUGGAAACCUUUUAUAACCUUGUUACUCUCCACGCUGAAGUACCGGAAAGAAUAAUGUUUGACUCUCAUAGCUUUUCCCAGUAUCCAAAAAUAGCAUGGAAUUAGUUUCAAAAGCUUUUCCUUCCCUGCAAAUUUUAUUGCUUCUUUCAAUUGCAGAGAGAAGACUGUUCACAUGCAAUCAGUUCAGAAUAUAGUUAGGUCCAUUCAAUUGAUAACCUAUUUGGAUGGCUUUCCUGCUAUAAGGUGCUGAAAUGUUUGAGAGUGACCCUGAUGUGGUUGGAGACUUUCUUGAUAGAAAAGCACUUUGGGAAAGCAGAUGAAAAAUAGGAGUAUAUUUAACUGAAAUACGAUUUUCUAUUGAACAGUUAAAGCAGAUAGUAGCAAUGCCAAGCUGCAAUUGGGAAAGAAAAGGUUGAUAUUUGGAUAGGAGACAAAACAGGCUUUCCUCUCUGAUACUAUUUAAAAAAAUUAAAUGUUUUUAAAACCUCUAUCGACCUAACUGAGCCAGAAAGGUAAAACUUUCUUUCUCGAUAUUGGAAUUCAUUGUUACAUAAAAUGUCAAGCUUCAUAAUUGGUCUUCAUUUAUUUUAGAGGGCAACUUUUCCUAAGAAUAAAAAUAGUGCUAUUAGUUCUAAUUCUUCAAUAGGAAAAAAAAAUGAAACUUCAGCCUUUACAAAUCGAAGCAAUGUUUAUGUUGUUUACCCACAAAAACAAAAUACCAAGCUUCUAAAAGUAUCCAUGAGCAUUUAAAUUAUAUAUAUAUAAAUGUAAUAUUUCACAGGAUAGUUAAAACAAUGCAGUGGGUCUAGCCUUUUCUUCUGUCAAUGAUAGACUAGAAUCUCCUGAGCACACAUUCUUUUUGGCAGAAAAGUUGAGGGAAGGAAUAUUAUUUUAUGCUAAUCCAUGAGCCACUUCCUAGAGUUUAUUCUCAUUAAGCAUACCUAAAUCAAGCUGACUUUAUUGGGAUUAAACUGUUUACAUGUUACACCCAUCCCAACCCAUUAUUGUGAAAUGAGAUUUAAUCAGUUUUGUUGUAAAGAAGCUUACAUAAACAAAAGUCCUUGAAACAUUUUUAGCUUUUAUUCUGCUUUGAUAACAAAAUUGAAGUUUCAUAUACAAAUUUAACUAUGUAGCUAAACUCAGAAACAUGAAUGUUAUC
This is a messenger RNA of Pseudonaja textilis, 3119 nucleotides long. It is a transcript of the gene AGPS, whose product is annotated as alkylglycerone phosphate synthase. The record is from RefSeq and is a predicted model, not a curated record. Lineage: Eukaryota; Metazoa; Chordata; Lepidosauria; Squamata; Elapidae. Gene Ontology annotation, molecular function: alkylglycerone-phosphate synthase activity; FAD binding. Gene Ontology annotation, biological process: lipid biosynthetic process. Gene Ontology annotation, cellular component: peroxisome.